AUGAAGCGACAAAAAGAUGUACAGUUGGAAUCGAAACCAAAAAUACAAAAGCGUACUGAUUUUUUAAAUGAUUUAGAUGGACUCCUUGUCAGCUCCAAAAAUUUUAAUAAACUUUUUGUACAAAAAACAAGUCAAGAAUGGAUCAAAACACAAGUUGAAAAGCUUGUACAAAGUCGCACUCAUCUAUUUAGAUUUAUUGAAGUUUUAACAAACUUCAUUGUAUCUGGGAAUCAUCAUCCACAUGUUGUUCAACAAGUGCUAGUUUGGUUAGAUUAUUGUCUACAACACCAUUCAACUUCUAUGCAAACACCAGAAAUUCAGAAGCCUUUAAGGAAUUUGUGUUCAUAUUACUACGAAAUGAGUGAGAUGGGGAAUAUGUUUUUAAGGGCUGCGAACCGUGGUAGUGCCAUGGAAAAUUGGUCAAAUGUUCAAAAGCUUAUUGGUCAUUUCCCUCAUAGAUUUUAUUAUCCAAUUCUACCUAAAACAAAGUUUGUAUACAUUGAUGAUGAAAGUAAUCCUACCAGGAAAUCCGAUGCUCCACUGAAUUUAAAUAGUUCAGAAAACAAUGAAGAAAAUCUUGAUAUCCUGAAUGAUGAAUUUUUGGAUGUAGAUACAAUGUCAUCUUUGAUGAAAGAUGACUCAGAGUAUGAACAGGAAUCAUUGUAUCAAUCCGUUGAAGAAUCUGAUGCCGGUGUAUUUGAUGUCAAUGAACCACUGUCACCUGAUGCAGAACAGUUUUUAAAUACUAUAAAUGAUUGGGGAGAUGAAACUAUUCCGUCUGAAGCUGAAAGUGAUUCAGACAAAUUUAAUUAUCCUGGAAUAAAAGAUUCUGAGGACGACUUGUCUGUAUCAACCGAAAUAUCCUCAGCGUCUGUCAGUACAAGUCUGUUUCCGGAUGUUACUGAGCAAUUAGGAACCGUUGGGAAUGGUUGUGAUGUUAAUAAUGGUGAGAAAAAUAAGAAAGCCGUUAAGCCAUCCCCAAACAAUCGUCAAAAGAACCAUCGAUCAAACUCAAAAAUGACUACAUCUCAAAAACAGUGA
This is a messenger RNA of Schistosoma rodhaini, 1041 nucleotides long. Lineage: Eukaryota; Metazoa; Platyhelminthes; Trematoda; Strigeidida; Schistosomatidae. The record is from the annotation of a GenBank genome assembly.